UAGAUCUAGCUUCUUCUCUUUGCACAGGUAUCUCUAUUCUUGAGGACACAUUAUUUGGGCAUUUCGCAGUCGUGCAAAACUUUUGCGCGACACUCGGCACUGGAUCUUUCCUCACUCGAACACCCACCCCAAAGCAAAAGCAACGGCCAAGCCAUCAAAAUUCAGGCAUUGUCUCAGAGCGGAGAAGGUGGCAUCACAAGCACCUCCCUUCCCUGCGGAAACAAAUCCAACAAUCCAACAUCACAUUGACAAUUUAGGAGACGAUGGUGGAUAUUGCAGAAGACAUGCCCAUGGGUUCUUGGGCUCCCUUGCCGAACGAAGCAGAUUCAAAGCCAACUCCCGCGGUGAAUCCAGCAGAACAAGAACCCAGCAAUGCCGAGGCGACAGACACCCCUGAUGAUGAAGCUGCCAAUAACCCGCCUCCAUCCCCAGCAAUAGUAUCGGAGGGAAAGGAAGAUGAAGACGAUGCCAACACGGUCAGUACAGAAGAAGAAAGUGCCACUGCUCCAGAAGCCGAUGAGGAAGCCAAGGAAUCGGAACACGGCGACGAGGACAAGACCAAAAAUGCGGACUCUGCUGCUGCUGCAGUGGGUCAAGUGCAAGAAUCAGUGGUCGAACGCAAGCAAGUUACUCUCAUGGAUCACAAGGGCCGACAAGGUGUCUACACCGGACGAGUUAUCCUCAUUCAGAAAAUUCAAGAUAAUACUAUUCCAGACAAUGACAAUGACAAUGACAAUGACAAGCAAGAAUUAAUGAUGCCAGACGGACACGGAACCAUGGAAUACAAAGUUGAUAGCAAUACUGACAACGCCAGCAACAACAAUAAUAACCAGCCCACUUCCCCCGUCGCCACCUACACGGGCCACUGGCAACGCGGCGCUUGGCACGGUCAAGGACAAGCCACCAUGGUCAAUGGCGAUACGUAUGCCGGAGAACAUCAGCAUGGCACGCGACAUGGAUCGGGAACGUAUCAGUGGAAAGAUGGGCGAACGUAUGCUGGCAGUUUCUGUCGCGAUAAUCGACAUGGGCAAGGAACCUACACGUGGCCUUGUGGAGCCGUCUACAGCGGAGAAUAUCAUCAUGGUGUGCGACAGGGAUAUGGCAAGUACUUGGAGCCUACCGAAGGCAUUAGUUUCAUGGGCGAUUGGAAACAGGGAUCCUAUCAUGGAUACGGGGUUUUGACGUCGACCAUUCUCACUGAAGACGAAAAAGACAACCAGACCAACAAAGGAAUUUCCACCGAUCUACCCAAACGCAUCUACCGAGGGAAUUUCGUCAAGGGACAGGCUCAUGGACAUGGAGUCGAAGUUAAUCCAGACGGAACCAUUCGGCACGAUGGAGAAUGGAAAAAUGGAACUCCUCUGGAUCGCAAUGGCAAUCCCCUCCCCGACUCGGAAGAAGAGGAAGAAGAACCCCCAAAACAACCAGAAUUGCUCGUGGUGCAAAAUCAAGUCAAUGUCCGCGACGCCAAUGGCCUGCAAGGAACGUAUCGUGGCAUCCUCCACGUUGCCACGGGAUUGCCACACGGAAGUGGAACACUCACCUAUGGCAAAUACCAAAAAAGUCCCCAUCAAGAUGAUCUGCUGGAAGAAUACGAAGGAUGCUUUGACAUGGGACAGUACCACGGACGAGGACGCUUGCGAUGGAAGAACGGCGAUGGUUAUGACGGAGAAUAUGUGCAAGGAAAGCGACACGGGCAGGGAACCUACAAGUGGCAUGAUGGUCGACAUUACAAGGGCGAAUUCCAAGAUGACAUGCGACAUGGUUUUGGGAAAUUCGUUUACGGACAGAACCAAAAUGCUGAUUGGUACGAAGGAAGCUUCGUGAAGGGUCGACGCGAGGGCCAGGGUCGCUUCGUUUUCUCCGACGGUGCGGUGUACGAUGGGGGGUGGAAGGAAGGACUCUAUCAUGGACAAGGAACACUCAUCAGCGCCGCCAAAAACAGCAAAAACAAGGCUGGCGGCAAAACAACCUACACGGGAGGCUUUGAACGAGGAUUGGCCCACGGACAGGGAAAGGAAACCGCUCCGGAUGGUACUGUUGUCUACGAGGGAAACUGGAUCAAUGGGGAUCCCGAACCCGAAGCCAAGCGAAAGGCUGCCAAACUUGAAGCUCAAGAACAACAGUAUCAAGCCGUCAUGGGACGCCCUUCUGAUCAGGAAUCCACUUCGUCCAGGGGCGGACCACGCCAACCCGAAUGUGAAGCCGUAGUCGACCGAGAAGUCGUCGAUGCAGAAGGAAAUACUGGACAAUACACAGGCCUCGUUUUGUUUGGAACCAACAAACCACAUGGUGUUGGACGCAUGGUGUAUCUAGAUGGCCGACGCAUCCACGAGGGAUUCUGGAAGAACGGAAUGAAAGAUGGACACGGACGAUGCCUUUUCGUGGAACAAGGAGAUUUCCACGAAGGAGAAUACAAGAACAAUGUGCGACAUGGUCCAGGAACGUACAAAUGGGCCGACGGAAGAGUCUUUAAGGGACAUUACCGCAAUGAUCUGAGAAACGGCCACGGCAUCUUCAGUUACCCUCACGGAGAACGAUAUGAAGGAAACUUCACAAAUGGAGAGAAAGACGGACACGGCCGAAUUGAAUUUCCCGGUGGCUAUUAUGAAGGAUCAUGGGAGCAAGGCCGUUGGCAUGGGCGGGGCGUUUUGUCCAAGCCGGACGGCGUCCGAGAAGGAAUCUUUCGAGAUGGAGAUUACGUUGGCAAAGCCAUAUGCGACGUUCAUCAUGCAGCCGAUGACAAAGACACCAAAACACAGGAUGACGAUGUCGACUCGGUAGACUUGAACGAUGGUCCCAGCGGCGACGCAGAUCCGGUUGAACCGAAAGCGGAAUGCCCCGAAAAAAGCUAGAGUGAGCAGCGCAGGUGGCGUCGCCUUGUUUUGUUGCCGUCGUAACCAGCGGCGAAGACAGCCAGCCACAGACAGGAAAAGCCGAUCGAAAGACAACAAGCAGAUAGAAUCAGCAACAAACUAUUAGACAAGCACCUAUAAACUGGUCGGUUUGAUUGUCUUUGCGGAACCGGUAGUUUAAGAAACACACCUCUGUUCUGUCGGUUGCUUCCCCACCAUCUCUCUUUCCAGAGCUCGUGUCCUUUGUCCAUCAAUGGACCCAACAGAGACUUCCACUGCUAGUACAUCUAAGCAUCGUACGUGAAGUUUAUGCAUACGUCCAACGGAGACUCCCAAUCGGUACUCACAGCAGGCCAACACCACCUCACACAUCAUGCUACUCUCCUGGUCCACACUAUGUACCCACUCUGCUCGCAUCGCCCAAAGAAUCCAACGCAGCUCUCUAUUAAUUAACCGACAUAUCCCAUCACUGUACGUUCUCCGCUACGAUUGGACAAGAGGUGUAUUACUAGCAAGUCUCUGGUACAGCUUUUGAGGCGUAAUAUUUGCUCGGCAACUUGCCGAUCAAAUGACGACUUUGAAUGGCCCUUGUUGCAUUUCAGCGUAAUGACGAAAAAUGUAUCGGACCGAACGACUCCAAGAUCAAUGGCGUCCAGUAGGAUGUCCACUUGAUGUUCGAUCUGAUGCAAGCACAUGUCUGAAACCCAAAUGUCAACGCCACUACGAGGCAACUCCAUCAAUGAGAGCGCGUCUUCCACUUUAAUGGGUAAGUGCCUCACUGCUGGAUGUGAGAGAAGACUAGGAUCCAGCCUCCCUGGAUCAAUGCUGUAGAUUUUGGAGCAGGACAAAGUGGAGUGGGAAUCGUUGUCCAACAAGUACUGUGUCCAUCCUCCAGGUGCUGCACCGCAGUCAAUUGCAAUCUUCCCGCUGCCUGUUGGGAGCAAAUACUUGCGGCUAUAUCGAUAGAAAGCUUCUUGCAACUUGUAAUAGGCUCUGCAGAUUUCAUGGUCAACUGCUUGCAUGGGAUUGCCACUGUCACGUUUCCGUUGUUGGUCCGUUCUAGAAUCACUCUUUUCGGACAACCCUGUCAAAUAAAGUCCACCCCGUCCGUCGACGCAAUCAUCACGGCUCCACAGCUGCACAGCUGUUAGAGAAUGCGUAUAUUGUGUUGGUGACAACCUGGAGCACAAAGAGCUGUACUUUUUGGCGUUUCGAGCAGCAUCUCUUUGGAGCUCGGCUAAAACUUCGGUCUGUAGUGUCGGAGGGAAAACUUCCAUGCGCAAGAUGGGCUCUUUGUCGUCAGUGUCCUGGUCGCUCGCGUUUACCAGAUUGAGGACUAUGUUUGUCCAAUGCUGGAGGAUAUCCGAGACCCCACCACUUAGGACGCAAUCGGGGUCCACCGAGUAUACCUUAUUCAGGCCUGUCAGGGGAAACGACAGCUUGUAAUCGAGCCAAUCCACAAUUUGAUGGAUGGAUAUGCCCUCCAGCAGCAAAAGUGACACAGCAGAGGAUGGAUCGCGGACUAUUUGGACUGAUAGAUUCGUAGGAGCAACACUGGGAGGCAAUGCUGCAGUGUCAGGACCGCCCGUAUCUGCAAGGAACUCACAAAUUCUCUCGUCGUGUGAUCGGUGAACUUGUAGUACAACCGUCGUCGAACGUGCCAAGGCUAGACGGCGCUCAAAUUCACGAGCCUUCUCCACUCCACCUGGGCCAAGUUUCUUUUGAAGCUUGGAGUUUUCCGUUCCAUCAUCAUGAUUAUUGUUGCCGGUGGAAGGUUUGAUGUUUUGAUACAACAAUGGGGUGUUCGUGCGGUGUUCAAUGGCGGUUUGAGCGUCUUCGCAGCGAUCAAAGGUAACAAAAGCGUACGGGUUUGAGGAAUCCUCUUUUACCACCGUUAUCUGGGACACUUUUCCAUAGUCCCUCUCCAAGCUUUGACGCAAUGCUUCCUGAUUCAAUGGUUUUUUGAGACCACCAACAAAAACAGUGCUUAUGUCGGAUGGAAGGGGGUUUACUGUCGUGUGAGACGUGCCAGUUUUCAAGAGGGAGAAUCCAUCUAUAUAUCGUAAAACCAACGACACCAAUAGACAAGACAGCCUCAGAUUCAUCGGCAACGGUGACUGGGGAAAGGAGACGAGGAUCCCAUGGACCCACCUCGGAAGUACUAGUACUCCUUUGGUUGAUGGUUGGUCGACCUCAUGAGAAGUAAGCCAUCAGAGAUGCUAAUCAGAGCGAACGUCCCUCGCAGACUUCACGAGCCCCCCUACUGAGCUCCCCACUCACUGGGCAUUGAGCGCUGGGGGUCUUCAUUCAUCAUCUAGAUAGCAUGCAGUUGUCAUUUUCCUCGCUGGAUGGAUCAGAAGGUUGACACCCUUUACCCUGGUUGUCACUUUUUGGAGGCCACAAACCGGCAGAGGGCUCGUUUGAGCAUCCAGAAGCUCGAUGGGCUGGCAUUGAGUUCGAUGUUCAUCUUGUAUGGGUACCUUCGUUUCUUGUGCACAUGCCUGUCAGGUGUGCUGUGUGGCGCCAUACAGUCGUAUCAUGCAGCUCUGCUGUUGAUUAGCGACCUACUAGCCACUGUACAUGCACUGUGGAAGUACUUCCAAAUUCCUUUAUUUCACUUGGCUCUAAACAAAUACAUGUACCUACUAGAUUGUAUAAACCUGCACUGGCUCUUUGUUGACAGAAAACGUCUUUUUGAUGGCACCAUCAACCAAGAUAUACCAAACUUGUCCUUCAUAGGAGUUGACAGCAUGGGGAGCAUCUCCAUCACCAAGUCUCCCCCAGUAUUGAUCCUCAUAGUAUAGCUCUGCAUUUUCAAAUGUAGGGUCGCUUCCACUGUUUUGAAAUGUCACAUGUUUCUUGGGAGGAACAUCAGAAGGUACUGUUGGUACUUCACCCUUGUCUCUCUUCUCAGCCAAGCGCUUUUCAUUCAUGGGGGCACCUGCAAAUCCAGCUCGCUGUAGAUUUCAUGAUUCAAUGGAAGG
Molecule: messenger RNA, 5839 nt
Organism: Seminavis robusta
Lineage: Eukaryota; Bacillariophyta; Bacillariophyceae; Naviculales; Naviculaceae
Source: the annotation of a GenBank genome assembly